This is a messenger RNA of Punica granatum (pomegranate), 942 nucleotides long. NCBI's taxonomy places the organism in Eukaryota, Viridiplantae, Streptophyta, Magnoliopsida, Myrtales, Lythraceae. The record is from RefSeq and is a predicted model, not a curated record.
AUGCGGUUAGAAAUCGAGAGCUCCCGAGAGCUAGACACGAGUGGAAUAAUUAGUAGGGGCUCGGGUGAUGUAGAGAACGAGAGUGGUGGGGUGUACAUAACUUGGGAGGACCUGGGGGUGACUGUAUCGAAUGGAAGAAAGGGGUCCAAACCCAUACUUCAAGGAUUAACAGGUUAUGCCCGACCGGGUGAGCUCUUGGCCAUAAUGGGUCCAUCAGGAUGCGGCAAAUCAACUCUUCUGGAUGCUUUGGAUAUCGAGAAAGGUCUGGGAUCAUACAUAUCCGCCGAUGAAGCUAUCAACACCCUAACAAGGUCUUGUUUGAAUAUGUACCGAGACAAGGGCUACUACUGGUUGCGCCUGGCUAUUUAUAUGACCCUAACUGCGGGUCUCGGUUCCCUAUUUUAUGACAUUGGAUCUACUUAUGGUUCGAUUCAGGCGAGAGGAGCACUAAUCAUGUUCGUAGCUUCAUUCCUCACUUUCAUGUCAAUCGGUGGAUUCCCAUCUUUUGUGGAGGACAUGAAUUUUUGGGAAAGAUUGAAUGGUCACUACGGAGCCAGUGCAUUCGUCGUGAGCAACACAUUUGCAUCCGCGCCAUAUCUAUUUUUGAUUUCGCUCAUUCCAGGAGUCAUCUCGUGCUACCUUCUAGGACUUCAAAAGGGACUCGACCACUACGUGUGCUACAUGUUAGUGCUGUUCGCGUGCAUGAUGCUCGUCGAGAGCCUAAUGAUGAUCGUGGCAAGCCUCGUCCCGAACUACUUGAUGGGUAUAAUCGUGGGAGCAGGAACUCAAGGACUGAUGAUAAUGGGCGAAGGCUUCUUCAGAUUGCCUGAUGACCUCCUAGGACCCUUCUGGAGGUAUCCACUAUACUACAUCUCCUUCCAUAGAUACGCAUACCAGGGCGUGUUCAAGAACGAGUUCGAUGGAUUGGUGAUCCCGAGCUAA